GGUCGGAAACAGAGGACGCUUCGAGAACUUGUAUGGUGAUAAGGAAGAAAUAUCGACUGUAAUGUGGCUUUCGUUGCUUACAGCUUUUGGAUUUGACAUUUAGCUGUGUAUUAAUCAAAAUAGUUUAAGUCGUGUGGAAUUUUAGACCUCAAAUAUCACAGGGACAAUUCAGUGCCGUGUUCGCAAUAUGUCUGCGCCCUGUGACAGCACACACUGAGUGGAGGACAUGUGGAAGCCCGUGCAUGUGGCGUCACCCAGGAUCUGGAGCAAGUUUGGAUGCAGACUCUGCUCUGAAAACUCAUCCAACACACAGUCUUUAAGUCAUUCCCGGACACAAGCAGAAAAAGCCAAACGCAGACAAGCCCGGGAAAAGGCCAUUCUCAGUAGUGACGUGAAUGAUGAUGGACUGAGCUGGUCAGAUAAAGAAAAAAUAAAGUACACAGCUAAACUCUCACCUGGAGAGAAGAAAGACACCACUCUGCCCUUCCCACAAUCCUACAGCCCAGAGUAUGUGGAUUUUGGCUGGUAUCAGUGGUGGGAGAAACAGGAAUUCUUCAGUCCCGAGCAGCAUAGUAAACAACCCCAUGCAGUUAAUAAACACUUUUCCUUGUGUAUUCCUCCACCCAAUGUGACUGGGACUUUACAUCUCGGACAUGCGCUGACCGUGGCAAUAGAAGAUGCUUUGGCUCGCUGGCGACGUAUGCAGGGCUAUAAGGUGCUAUGGGUUCCAGGCUGUGACCAUGCUGGGAUUGCAACACAGUCGGUGGUGGAAAGGAAACUGUUGAGGGAACAAGGGAAAAGCAGACAGGAUUUCAGCAGAGAGGAGUUUCUCAAACAGGUCUGGAUGUGGAAAAAUGAAAAAGGGGAUGAGAUUUAUCACCAGCUGAGAAAACUGGGUGCAUCUCUUGACUGGAGCAGAGCCUGUUUUACCAUGGACCCGGCUUUCAGCAGUGCUGUGACGGAGGCGUUUGUCAGGCUGUGUGAUUCUGGACUCAUCUAUCGUGCUGAAGGUCUGAUCAACUGGAGCUGUACAUUAGAGUCUGCUAUCUCAGAUAUAGAGGUGGACUCAAAGGAGCUUCCCGGCAGGACUCUUCUGUCUGUUCCCGGCUAUGAGCAGAAAGUGGAAUUCGGGACAAUGGUUACAUUUGCAUAUCCUUUGGAGGGACAGGAGGGAGAAGUUGCAGUUUCAACCACUCGUCCAGAGACAAUGCUGGGAGAUGUGGCCAUUGCUGUUCAUCCUGAUGACCCUCGAUAUAAACAUCUUCAUGGCAAACGCUGCAGGCAUCCUUUCACUGAGCGGUUAUUACCCAUUGUGACUGACACUACGGUGGAUAUGACAUUUGGCACAGGUGCUGUUAAACUGACUCCAGCUCAUGACCACACUGACUUCCUACUCUCUCAGAAGCAUUCGCUCCCUCGCCUCACUGUGAUUGGAGGAAACGGAACCAUGACAUCAGUUUGUGGCCAAUGGCUAGAGGGUGUUAAGCGUUUUGAUGCCAGAGAACGAGUAAUCUCUGCUCUGAUGGAGAGGAAGCUUUUCAGAGGAAAGAAGGAUCAUCCAAUGUCAUUACCAAUCUGCAGCCGUUCUGGAGAUGUCAUCGAACCCUUGCUGAAGAAACAGUGGUUUGUGCGCUGUCAGGAAAUGGCCAAAAAAGCAGUUCAGGCAGUGGAAGAAGGAGAUCUGCAGAUUAUUCCUCAGUUUUAUUCAAAAAUGUGGAAGAGCUGGUUGUCCAACAUCAGUGACUGGUGUGUUUCCAGACAGCUUUGGUGGGGUCAUCAGAUACCAGCCUAUAGAGUGACACUGCAAAACUCGAUGAACACAGAAGAGGAGCAUUGGGUUUGGGGCAGAAGUGCUGCAGAGGCUCAACAGCGUGCCACUAUAAAGUUUGGAGUGAAUCCUGAGGCCAUCACACUCACACAGGACCCAGAUGUGCUGGACACUUGGUUCUCUUCUGGUCUCUUCCCAUUUGCCAUGCUCGGCUGGCCUCAGCAGACUAAAGACCUGACACAAUUCUACCCCAAUUCCAUCCUGGAAACAGGCAGCGACCUCAUCUUUUUCUGGGUGGCCAGGAUGGUGAUGCUGGGCACAGAGUUGACAGGACAGCUGCCCUUUAAACAGGUGCUCUUUCACUCUCUGGUGAGGGAUAAAUACGGGCGGAAGAUGAGUAAAUCUUUAGGAAAUGUCAUCGAUCCUCUUGAUGUCAUCUCAGGGGUGUCUUUGGAGAGACUUCAAGAGAAAGUUAAAGAAGGAAACUUGGACCCGAGAGAGAGCAUUGUUGCCAUUGAAGCACAGAAGAAAGAUUUCCCCAAAGGGAUCCCCGAGUGCGGUACAGACGCUUUGAGGUUUGCGCUUUGCUCUUAUAGAGCUCAAGGAGAGGACAUCAGUCUGUCCAUGUCCCAUGUGCUGAGCUGCAGACAUUUCUGUAAUAAGAUGUGGCAGACGGUUCGCUUCACCCUCGCCACACUGAAUGAUGCAAGUUUACCAACACCAUUAGCUGAGACAUAUCCUCUAUCCAGUAUGGACAAGUGGAUAUGUUCCCGUCUUUACAGCACGGUUAAGGAGUGUGAGCAGGGUUUUGAGAGCUAUGAGCUACACACGGUCACGUCCGCGCUGCACUCUUUCUGGCUCCACUGUCUGUGUGACGUCUACCUGGAAAGCAUCAAGCCACUGCUGAAGCCUGAAGGCUGUGAAGAGAGAGUCGGAGAGAGGCAGGUGGCCACAUCUGUGUUGUAUCACAGCGUGUCUGUAUCUCUGGCUCUCCUCUCGCCCUUUAUGCCGUUCCUCACAGAGGAGCUGUGGCAGAGACUCCUGCCGUAUGGUCACUUUGACAAGACAUCCUGCAGUUUGUGUGUUCAUCCCUACCCAAAGACCUCACAGCUGGAGCACUGGUAUUUUCCCAAGGAGGAAGCAGACUUCUCUCUGGUACAGGAAGUGGUCAGAGUGACGAGGUUACUGAGAGCCCAGUGCCAGAUGACGAAGGAAAAACCAGACUUGUACGCAGUGUGUGCUCCAGAUCAGAUGGAGAUUCUCCUGUGCUUCAGAUCUGCGAUUUGCACUCUGGGUCGAAUCUCGACUCUUCAUCUGCACUGUCCAGAGGCAGGAUUCAGCGACUGUCCUCCAGCUAAAGCCAGCGCUGUAGGGGUGGUGGAUCAUUCCCUCUGCUUACAUCUUAGUGCUCAGAACGGUGUUAAUGCUGACAAACAGAGAGCGAUUCUAUGUCAGCGCAGAGAAAAGCUGGCGUUCAAAUUAAAACAAGCCCUCGCUCGCACACAGACGCACAGCUACAUCGAAAAAGUACCUCAGAAAGUCAGACAAGAGAUGGAGAAUAAGAUCACAGCCAUGGAGCAGGAAAUGAAGAACAUCGAGGACCAACUUUUGGCUUUGAAGGAUGCAAAAUAAGAAGAUCCAAACACUAAAGUCUUCCAAUAAUAAUUUUUUAAAUGAGAAAUAUGUCUCUACAUAGAUAUAUGGCAAAACAUACAGUAAAUGGAAGGUGCACAUG
Molecule: messenger RNA, 3503 nt
Organism: Danio rerio (zebrafish)
Lineage: Eukaryota; Metazoa; Chordata; Actinopteri; Cypriniformes; Danionidae
Gene: vars2
Product: valyl-tRNA synthetase 2, mitochondrial
Biological process (GO): aminoacyl-tRNA metabolism involved in translational fidelity; tRNA aminoacylation for protein translation; valyl-tRNA aminoacylation
Cellular component (GO): mitochondrion
Molecular function (GO): nucleotide binding; ATP binding; valine-tRNA ligase activity
Source: RefSeq, marked provisional